AUGAAGAAGAUCUUCAAGGGCCAUUCACCUUGGGGCUUUUUGAGCUUUAGGCAUUCUGAGAACCAAGAACCUCCCAGGUACCUCACUGGGUACAUGCCUGUGAAAAGGAUCCACAAAGCUGCAAGCGUGGGGGACAUACCACAAGUGCAGAAGAUGCUCGAAUUUGGAGAUAUUGAUGUAAACAUUACAGACCGGAAGAAAAGGACGGCUCUGCACUACGCCUGUGCUCACGGCCAGUCAGAAAUGGUGAGCCUCUUGCUGUGGUACGACUGCAACAUCGAAGCCCGAGACCGAGAGGAAAGUACACCUCUGAUCAAGGCCACACAGCGCCAGCAUGAGAUCUGUGUGAAGAUCCUUCUGGAAAACGGCGCUGACUCCAACGCCGUCGAUAUCCAUCAGAACACCUCCCUCCACUACACGGUGUACAACAAUGACACCACGAUAGCCGCCAAGCUUCUGGCGUUCAAUGCAGACACCGAAAUUAAGACAAAGAACGGCUACACUCCGCUUAUACUUGCGGUGCUAGAAAACAAACAGGAGAUGGUGGAACUCCUACUGCAGGCUGCAGCCAACAUAAACGCCCUGGAUAACUGCAAGAGGUCUGCCCUUAUACAUGCUGUGAGAACUCAGUCUAAAAACAUGACCAGCCUUCUUCUCCAGCAAGGCGCCAAUGAAUCUUUGGUGGACAUCUAUGGAGCUACUGCACAAAGUUAUGCUGUUUUUGAAACCUUUCAAGUGCUUUCCCAAGGUCCUGGUCCCAGAUCUGAGCUAACAACAAAAGAGGCCAGACAUAAUUUUGAUACCAAGGAUGGCCUCAUACCAUGUUCACACUCCAUCAAGGAAGACAACAAAAGGAUGGAGGAAAACACAGACGCAGUUGACGAGCUGGGGAGCUUUGCCCACAGACCUAGUAACUCUGAGCCCAUAGAAGUAGAAGAUGACCCUAGCUUGAGUACCAAGCCUCCUGUGAUCCAGUCUCCCAUGCUCACCGAGUCCAGCCUCUGGGCUGGCUAUCCGGCGGAUUGGCCUGAACCCAUUAAGUUCUCCAGGCAGCCAGCAGUCUACAACCCAACCGAAUGGAGGGAAGACAUGGAAUCCCGGUCAGUUCCUCUAGAAAGCAAACAGCAGGUGGCAGUCUUGCCGGGAAAGAAGGCAAAGGGACAAACACUGGAGCUGCAGAGCAGCAGGGCUGUCACGGAGCCUGGUGCCAGCAGUCCUGACCUUCCAUCAGGAGAGGAUGCCAAGGAUGAAUUGGUGUCACUUUUAGCCUCUCUGGAGAAAAAAAAACCACAAAUGAAAGAAUUUCCAGUAACUGAAGCUGCCAAGUGUCAGACAGAUGUCAAGCUGCAGAGACAAGGUGUUUUAGAAUUUGAAGAAAAGGGACUUGAAAUUUGCCAAGACAGCAAUCUAGAAGCAGCUGAAAGUACUGAGUCCUAUUCAAUACUAAGGUUCACCAAACCUGAUGUUAGUGACCCUGAGCCCACAUCAAGAAAGGAUGAAUAUAAGUUUGAUACAAAGGACGAGGAUGGGUUAGAGAGGCAUCUUCUGGCCCCCAGAGCGUCCCAGCAUCAAGCCAAGCCGACGAGCCCUCCACCUGUACAACUCCAAGAAAGAUCUCGGGAGCCAGAGAUGGGCAUGGCUUCUGAUGAGGAAGAUACGUCUGGACUUUCAAAAUCCGCUAAGGGCCAAAUACUUGAGGGAAAGUUGACAUUAGGAGAAAUCCCGGAGGGUAAAGAAACUGUACAAUGUGUCAUUAACAAGCCAACGCAGAAGGGUGAUGCGAUCUAUAAAGAUGUCAACGCUAGUGUUUACCUCAAGGAAGAGCGACCACCUGAUGUCUCAGGAAAAGCUCACCUGACGUCGGCCCCCACUACACUGACCUACAAUACGCUUGAUUGUGGCGACAGAGAUGUAAGCGCUGCGCUGGUCUCUGAAGCACUGCGGACCUCUCCCAGACAGGAGGAAGGUGGCCUUGGAAAUGCCUUUCCAUCUCCCUCGUCCUCUCAGGACGUGGACUACAGUGGCCAGUCACUUACUAAGUUUCCCUUAAUGAGAAAUAAAUUAGACUGUGAAAAUAACACGUCUGAAUUGGAAGAAUCUUUUCAUAAAAGAAGAGAGAAAUCUUCUAAAAAUAUUGAAAGCAGAAAGGUAAAAGGUAAGUGCCCAGAAGUACGUAUGGGUGAAAAGCAAGGAGGCCAUGAGUUCAAGAGCCAGUCGCAAAAAACUGUGAAACCAAAACGCACCGACUGGCAGUUAGAUAUCGGACACAUGCUGAAGUCCAGUGAUGACAACAGGAAACAACAAGAAAGGAGUCACGUGAGCGAAGUAAAAAGUUGGGGUGAUUCUACCCUUGUAAGCGACAUGAACAGGAAAAGUAAAGGCACACAGGACCUGUUCCUAAAGCCACUGCCCUGCAAGGGCCAUUGUGAAGCCCCAGCGCGCGCCGUGGGAACCGCCAGCGAUGCGCCCCCUGGUGGCCAGACGACUAGAGCUUUCGCGAAUGAAGAACUGCGAGACAGGCUGUCAGACAGUGAGUUCCGAAUAUUGGAGGAAGAGAUCCUGGCCUGGGAGAGAGUCCACCUUGAAAACGAGAGUGUCUCUGAGAAUCUGCUAAACAAGUGUGAGGGGAUUAUAUCUGAUGCCACAGAUCAACAAGGGCAGUAUCUAGACAUGGACCAGGUAGCAGAAGUGGACUCGGAGGGGACAUCACAGCUGGAACAAAAGAAUCUUGACAGCAGUGAGAAUACUCAGCUGUCGGAUCCAGACCUCUCAAAGAUGUGCCCACAAACACAGAGCACACCUGCAGAUCCAACCACGCUGAGCCAGCCCCUGUCUGAGAAGGAAGGCAAGCAAACUCAACCCCCAUCUUUGCACCUCAAAAAAAUGUCUGAAGAUCUGGAAAUAAACAAGAAAUAUGACAAAGAAUGUGCACCGGGACACCCAGAAGUCCCUUCGGUGAAAGUACAUGGGAGAGAGCCUCUCACUGGAGACACAACAGGGAAGAACAGAGGGUCGAACAAAAGCAGCUCUGAGCUGCAGCACACAGCUGGGGAUGUGUUGGAGAACAUUUGUCCUGCGGAGGAUCCGGAUGACUGUAGAAGAACUCACUUCAAGGUUGAAGAAAUAAGCAAGAAGCAAGGGAGUCUGAAAUUGGAAGUCUCGGAGCUGUCUCCUGCUGAAGAGAAAGAUGAACUUGCUAAGUGUGUUCCUGACUCGUGUAUAAAAGAAGCAAAGGACAGUGAGAAGGAAGCGUGGAGCCCCCGGGAGCCUGUGGUCACACCGGAAUCUGAGAGGCCUCCUCCAGAAGGUGCUGGUCUGCUACUGCUGAAGGAUGGUCGCCUUCUCACUAAAAUGGAUCAGGCUGAAAGAAGGCUGACAAAGAGAGAAGCUAAAGAAAAGCACAAGACGAAAACCCAAGUAAAUGAAAUGGAAGAAGCUAGCCAUGGAAGUGAGCCUCGUGCGCCAGCCUCAGGCUGGGGUUCUGGCAGCCCAUUGAAGCUCUGCGAUACGACUCACUCAGAUGAAAGACUGAUAGAGCUGAAGAACAGACACUGUGAACUGCUUACAAGAAAACCUGGAAAAAUGGGAACUAUGAGAGAACAGACAGAAAUUACAAAAAUAAAAACCUGGUCACAGCAUAAAGAAGGGGCAUGGGACAAGCUCUGCGCUCUGAGGUUCCCCUUAAAGCAAGACGAGAAACAAGAAAAUGCUGAGUUUAUGUUUCAACAAAAGAAGCCGCAGUUACAAAGGGAAAAGGAGCAAUGUGGUGGGAGUGUGCAGUGGACUCAGUACUCUGAAAUCGGGACAGUGAUCGCAGAACUGAAGGCCCUAGAAAAGGAUCUGAGACAGUUCCACAAUCUGAAAGAAAGUUGGGAGACUACAUAUUACAAAUACCUACACAUGGUCGUAAAACUUCAGUUUAUCGAGCAGGAGCUAAUAGCAAUAAAAACAGAACAGAAAAAGUGUGGACACCUGCUCAAGAACCAGAAGAACUUGGAAGAAGAAGUGCUCCACUUGAAAAGCUGGAUUCGGGAGAGCGAGAUCCAAGCAAGAGAUCAAAACAACAUCGAGAAUUUGAGAGACACCAACGAUGCAGCAAUGAUAAGCCAGAUUGAUCUCAGAAUUAAAAACAUGGAGACUCAGCUAGCCAUGAGGGGAACUCAGCAACAUCUCCUGGAGGAGGGAUGCCCAAACAUAAGCACCAUCAUGCAGAAGAGGGCAGCCUGGCCCAGCCCGUGA
Molecule: messenger RNA, 4239 nt
Organism: Mus pahari (shrew mouse)
Lineage: Eukaryota; Metazoa; Chordata; Mammalia; Rodentia; Muridae
Product: ankyrin repeat domain-containing protein 26-like
Molecular function (GO): protein binding
Source: RefSeq, a predicted model, not a curated record